Messenger RNA from Polychytrium aggregatum, 1945 nucleotides. RefSeq names its product wax ester synthase-like acyl-CoA acyltransferase domain-containing protein. The coding region runs from base 220 to 1701 and encodes 493 amino acids. The record is from RefSeq and is a predicted model, not a curated record. Gene Ontology annotation, biological process: triglyceride biosynthetic process. Gene Ontology annotation, molecular function: diacylglycerol O-acyltransferase activity; long-chain-alcohol O-fatty-acyltransferase activity. Lineage: Eukaryota; Fungi; Chytridiomycota; Chytridiomycetes; Polychytriales. Gene Ontology annotation, cellular component: plasma membrane. The transcript has 5 exons.
CUGUUCCGACGAGCCCGAGCACAGACACAGCCGACAGUGUGCGCAGCCCCACUGCCACGCUGUUUGGCCCGAAAAGGAAGCCGUGUCGGCGUUCCACAGGGCGGCGGUGGGCGGUGCUUUUGGUCCCCUGCGUUUGCCUGGGUUUUGAGGCGGCUGCCGCACGGAGCUCCUGCCUUCCGCCAUCUACCUUCCACCGUCGUUCUCAAUCACACUCAAGCCAUGGCGUCUGUCUCCAAAGAGUAUCUGGAGCCCUUUGACAACCUCUUCCUGGCGCUGGAGGAUGACUAUCAUCUGAUGAGCGUUGCGGGGGUCUACACCCUCAGUCGGCUCGUCAGCAUCAGCGAACUCAAGUCCAACAUCGAUGGAUUUGCACGUAUCACGGGCCGGUGUCUGAAGCGAGUUGUCUGGAACAAGAACGACAUCUUUGACCGGCCCUACUUUGUUGCGGACGAGAACUAUUCGAUCGACAAUCACUUUACCGUCGUCGAUGUGCCUGCGCCUGGGACCCUCGAGCAGAUCCAAGAUCUCGCCUCGGAGCACUUUUCCAAAAAGUUUGACUUCAACAAGCCUCUGUGGGAGUGCAUUUACUUCCGAGGUGCCCUCGACGGAGCCAAAACGGUGUAUCUGUUCAAAGUCCAUCACGCCAUCGCCGAUGGCCAGGGCUUUGUCCGGGCUCUGCUCAAGUACAUCUCGGAGAUCUCGCCCGAAACGGAGGUAUCGGAAAUGAUGUACAAGGGCAACCAACACAGCGGCUCGGCUGCGACAAACACCAGCAAGCCGGCUCCGAGCCACCUGGACUCCAAGGACAAACCCAAGCAGCACGAUGUGCGCAAGACCCUCGAGAAGCUCUCGCGGUCAUCAAUCUUGUUGGCCUACAUGGUCUUUGGCAUCCUCAUGGCCAUCUUUGUUGGCCUGCGUCUUGUAGCCUCAUUCAAGCACUCCUUCAGCCGAUCCCGCAUGACAGCGAACAAACAAGUCGCCUGGUCGGCCGAGCCCAUCUCCCUCACUGAAGUCAAGCUCAUCAAGAACACGUUCCGGUGCACCGUCAACGACGUUCUGAUGAGCUGCAUGGGUGUGGCCAUCCAACGUUAUCUUGAGUCACAGAAUGCCCUGAAGGACUCCAGCUUUUGGGUGCUUGUGCCGACAUCGAUGAGAAGGCAUGACGACUGGAGUGUCAGCAACCGCACGUCUGGCUACAUGCUCAACCUGCCCCUGGUUUCGAAGGGUGAACGGGUGCGACACCUGCAGAGUGUGUCCAAGAGAAUGAAGGCCCAGAAAGGAACCAUGGAGCCGCACAUGUACUUUGGCUUCAUCCCGAUCCUCUGGCACUGGGUCAAUUUGCUGCCCAAGUGGACCCAGUUCACAGCCUACAAGGUCCAUGCCGUGAUUACCAACGUUCCUGGGCCGGCCAGCCAGCUGUACUGGGGCAGUAGCGCCGUCGAGAAUGUCGUCGGGCUCAUCCCGCAGCCCGCACCCAACGCCCUGGGCACCACCAUCUAUUCAUACGACGGCAAAAUUGUGAUUUCGGUCCUGAUGGACCUCGACCAGGACGAAAGCGACGAUCUCCUCUUCGCACCCGGCUCGGCUCGUGUGAUUGUUCAGGAGUAUGCCAAGGCAUUUGAGGAGCUCCUGACCCUUGCCAAGGAUGAGCUGGAGGCCCAGAAGAACCAUGUACCUCUUGAAGACAAGAAGCAGCAGUGAGGUCUCGUCUGGCUGACCUGAAGUAUGCUACCGGCUGACAAGAUGCUGCCGGGGCACAUCGUGUUUGGCGAUGGAGGAGGCGACCUUGGCGGAUGUUGAGGUUCCUAUCGUCCAGCACACCGCUUUGCACACCGCACCGUCACGACCCGACCUUUUUUUUUUCAGCUGGGUCACGCUUUGGAUGGCUGUCUCGAGCACGACCCAUCCAUGAUCAUCUACUACAGACACGUUUUAACAAUCAGGC